Molecule: messenger RNA, 2486 nt
Organism: Prorocentrum cordatum
Lineage: Eukaryota; Dinophyceae; Prorocentrales; Prorocentraceae
Source: the annotation of a GenBank genome assembly
GCUCGAGGGCCACGCCGAGCGUGGCGGGGGCGGGCGUUGGGCCGUCGAGAGCGGGCGCCCGCGCGGCCCGGAAGCACAGCCCAAUGGGGAAGAAGGUCAAGAAGAAGUCCAAGAAGCAGCUGGAGGAUGAGCUCGCAAAAGUAUCCGGUCGACCAGAAGCGCCACGAAGAGAAGGACCGCCUGUUGAAGUUGGAGCAGGACUUCCUGAAUGCCCACCGCGUCCGCCUCGACGAGGAGGACGACGCCAAGAAGCGGGUGCUCGAGGCGGAGAGGCUGGAGGAGGAGCACGGCGUCGUGGUCCGCAUGAAGGGCGAGCGGAAGCAGAACCUGGAGUACGAGCAGUCCAAGCUGGACGACCAGAUAAGCUGGCAGAAGUUCGUGUCGUGCCACACCCGACCGGACGUGGCCUACGAGAGCCAGAUCACCACGUACAUGACCAUGGUGCGCGAGGAGAGGAUCCACAAGGUGGAGGACGCCAUGGCCAAGUGCCAGGAGUCCGAGGAGAUAGUCGGCGACCUGAUGGAACGGUACUGCAGGGCCCGCGAGGACGGCAGGACUGUUCAGCAGGACUUGUGCAUGCACUACAUCCACUCGAUCCGCGACCUGGAGAUCGAGCAGAUAGACGUGGCGACGAUGCACCUGCUGCAGACCAUAGAGCAGCGAGAGCAGACCAAUAACUCCCAGGUGCUGAUGUGGUGGAAAACGGACAGCGAGCACGUCAAAAUGGGUUUCUGGGGCCACUUGCAGAGCAAAGGCUUCCGGGCCAAGCAGAUCGAGUUCCCGAGCGCGGGCGCUCGACCAGUGCACAUCGGGUUGGAUUUGCCCAAGUCGAUAGCCAUGCAGUCGAUGGGUCACAUGGUAGGGCAUUCCAUCGGCGUGAGGGCGCUCUACACAACGUAUGACAGCGUGCAGGGGAAGGACCCCUCGCAGAUGUCAGUCGGCGGCAUGAUCCGCGUCGACCUGCUCUCAAUCCCACCCUUCAGCAAAAAAGUGAAGACCUGGACGAUCAGGCAGAUCCCCCCAGCGGGGCAGGAGCUCAUCAAGCUCCCGUACCCGAACACGGAGCAUACCAUGACCAGCACGGCGAUCACGGUCCAGCCUUGCAAGAUCGAGUAUAAGGUUCCUGGGCACGUUCUGGUGGCACAGAGCCCCACGGUGUCAUGGUGGGACGCCCCGUCGGAGAAAUGGUCCACGGAAGGCAUCACCGAGAUCGUCUGGGAGCCAGACGCUCGCAAGGUCUCGUUCUUCUCGGCGCGCCUCGCCUCUUUCUCCAUCACGCAGGAUCGCCACCUGGACCUGCCGUACAAGUGCUGGAGCAUGAGGCCCGUGGCACCCCUGACCGUGGAGCUGGACGUGCAGGCCGGGCGCUACCACCUCAAGUUCGUCAUCACAGAAGACGGCCUCCGGCUCAAGGGCCCGAACCUCCCCGAGCUGCACGACGUCAUGUACACCGAGGAGGUCGAGGACGUCAGCGAUCGCGACAACAGCACGCGCAGGCCCCGCGUGCGCAGCCCCGCCACGCUGCUGAAGGAGCUCCAGGACUGCGGCCUCAACCUCCUCCCCGAGGAUGGCGACAGCGAGUACCUCGACGGGUACACGCCCAAGCUCCCCGAGACGUCCGCGCGCGCGUUCUCCGACCUGAGCGAGAUCGCCGCGUUCUACGACAUCGCCUCCUCCACGCACAACAAGAGCCUCCCGGCGGAGAGGGCCCUCGUCCGCAUCCGAGAGAACAGCCUGUACGAGCAGUUCGACCCUUUGGACCCGGACUGCGACUCGGACUACACGGGCGUCCUCUUCUUCCCGGACAAGUGCUCGUUCGUGAAAUCGCUCGAGUGCGUUUCGCCGUGCGAGGAGGCGCUGAAGCCCGGGCACCACCAGCGCGACGACACGUCACUCACGGGAGUCUCUACUUGAGCUUCGAGAAGCACCCCGCCCCUGCCGCAAAUCUUGCGGAGAGGCUCCAGCAGCUCGAGGUGACGUGCCUCAACGUGAGGUUCGUGGAGGCGGUGAGGCAGACCAUGCAGCUCAUGCGCCUGCUGUCCUUCGUCUGAGCGGCUGCCAAAAGAUUAUCCCGCAACACCAGAAGUUUCCGCACCUUUCUCCCUCACGACGAAGAAUGACUCGAUGCGGAGAUCCGCAUGUUUGCAUCUCGUGUUUCUGGCACGUCUCGCUGCGAUUAUCUGGCUCCGAGCGUCUGGGGACGAGAGUUCCAGUGGCUAUACAGUCGGGGCGCUGAGGAAGGAACCCUUUUCGUGUCACGCCAACAACAGGCAGCACGGUCAGGAUAGGGGGGAAGCCACGUGACCACACCUCUUCGGGGCGCCGCGCGGGGAUCCGAGCGUUGGGGCUCCUGCGGUUGCUGUUUCCUGUCUCCACGCCCUCCCGCUUCUCCCCCCCUGCGCCGUCGCUCUGCCCUUGCAGAGACGCCCGCUCUGGCGCCCCGAGGGCGUGCCUGUGCGGAAAAGCGCGCGGGCCGGAGCGACGAG